Messenger RNA from Malaya genurostris, 1432 nucleotides. RefSeq lists its product as uncharacterized. The transcript has 2 exons. The record is from RefSeq and is a predicted model, not a curated record. NCBI's taxonomy places the organism in Eukaryota, Metazoa, Arthropoda, Insecta, Diptera, Culicidae. Bases 145 to 1056 code for a protein of 303 amino acids. Gene Ontology annotation, molecular function: acyltransferase activity, transferring groups other than amino-acyl groups.
GGCAUCAACAAACUGCACCGUACGCUAAGCUAAACAAAUGACGGCGCAAAAUGAAGUGCAUUUCAUGAAUUUAUAGUUGCAAUUGAGACGAGUGCAUCGGUGCAGUGAUAAGGUUGCUGAAGUGACAGGCAAUCAGAUAAUCAAAUGCACUCGGUCAUCGUCGUUUCCCAGUUGUCGGUCAGCAGUUCGAGUAGAAAAAUGUCUUGUGAUAAAUUGGUUAAUCUCAGUAUUUUCGACCUGGAGGAGCUAGAAUCGGUACUUCGAAGGUAUGGAGAUCGCUUCGAAAUUUGGUACAGAACAGUUCAAAAUUAUUUAAACUGGCUUCGAGUUGACCCAGAUAUUGUGGAUUUGCAAAUCAUCAGCCUCAAUGGAAACUGGAGAAACGAUGGAACAUUCGUCAUUAUUGAUUGUUCGUAUAUCUACUUACACAACUUCAAAGAAAACAAUGAUUCUUUGGAACGCAUCUUGCACUUGCUGAGUUGGAAACGCAGCUACUUUAUUUGCAUGUUUCCGGAAAGGCUCAAGCAACCGAUUUUAAACACAUUUCGUGAGCUGCAAAUUGAGAUAGCUCUAUUUACGGAUGACGUCAUCUACUAUUUACCCGCGAAUGCCGCUGAAUGUUUGGAACUUGAUAUCCCCGAAGGUUAUCGAUUAGGUUCUCUUGAAAGAAAGCACGUAAAACAGAUCAACGCCGAGUGGGAAUUUAGCUCAGGAACGGAAAGCGAACGUUUUAUCGAUCGGCUGAUCAUGUCCGAGUGCAACGUCACCAUUGGCUUGUUCAACGAGUCCAAUCACCAAUUAGUCGGUUGGUGUUUGCAGUCUCCAUCGGGAGAACUUAGUCUUCUGAGUGUUGAUCGCCAACAUCGUAGAAAAGGAUUUGGAUCAUUACUGGUUACGGCUUUUGCCAAACAAAUUGCCGCUGCUGGACUGGGAAGCUAUGCAUGCGUGCUUUUGUCGAAUCACCCUUCUCGAAAAGUGUUCUCCAGUCUAGGAUUCUAUGAAAAGGAAAACGUUCAUUGGAUCCUCAGUAAACCGAAACAAAAUAUGAGUCAUUGAAUAAACGAGGUCAGUUCUGCUACUUGAGCGAUCGCGUCGUUAAUCAUAGAAAUUAUUUUCGACGGUAGUCAAAUCGGUUAGACACAAUUGCCCCGUUGAAUUGCCCUCCAAGGUCUCAUCUACGGUGUUGAAUUAUAUUCCAACCGAUUGAGUAAUCAAACUUAGUUAUUCGGCUCAAUCAACUCGAUCGGUUUUGCUUAGCAUUGAAUUCUGUGCGCGAAACAAAACUACUGCCGAAAAGGCCUUUGGCGACUCACGUUACGACCGAGUCUGGCGCCGUCGUCAUUUUCGAUUAUCGUCGCCCCUUCUCAAAUUCUCAAAUUUCAAGCAAAGACGCCGUUUCUGCAACUAUAAUAACCUUUCUUGCUUCGAUCCA